AUGAAACGCAAAACAACCCACGAGACUACCGAUACCCCGCAAAAGCAGCCUAGACAAGACCCAGUAUCUUGCGAGUCUUGUCGGAAGAGAAAGACUAAAUGCGACCGGCAAUUCCCAUGUGGCAGCUGUGUAUCUCGUCGGAUUGAUUGCAGUUAUGGCAGCAAUGACCCAAAGCCGAGCCCCGGGGUACCCCCUGGUCCUCAGGGGGACGAUAGACCUUGCAAUAUUGUUGCUGCGUCUCGAAUGAUACAGGCAACAAGAAGCUCUCGGGACAUAUGUCAGAGCCGAAGAGGAGAGGAUCCACUCAUGACGGCCGACUGCCUCGAGAAGAUUCUCAUGGGCCACCGGGUCCCUAGUGCCGUUCCAGCAGCGCUCCGAGAAGAGCUGUCAGGCUAUGAGCGCAUACCAUCAUCCCGACAACACGCGGACGCCGCCUCGGGCAGCUUCCAUUCUCUACUUCGCACUAGCGGUUCUGUGUCUCUUGCGCAUCCGGCCACCAUUUGUCUCGCAUCAUAUCUGCCCUCGGAGGCUGAUGCACUAAGGCUCUUCGACUAUUACAAAAAUCACCUCGACUACCAGUAUCACCUUGUAGUUCCUGCCAGAACCAAGCGAGACAUUCAUGCCUUGUACGAAGCAAUUGCUCGUGGUGAAUCGGGGGACUUGAAUCAGAUCGCACUAUUGUUCAGCAUUAUUGCCACGGCUUUGUUCUAUCAGCUGCUCUCAACCGACUCUCCAGAUGUUGCCGAGAUCUGCAGCCGCGAGACAGUGUUUCUCGCUGGCGCAGCAUUGAUUCAAAGCAACUAUGUUGCAUAUCCAACGGUCGAGGGCUUACAGGCCGCGAUGAUCAUUGGGCAUCACUUGUCUAGUUUGACCCUGAACCCAUCUGUGAGCUCGCUGUUUUCGCAGGGUGGACUUGUGAGCCAGGCCAAAAGUCUUGGUCUCCAUUUACUCGAUUGCCCUCAAGUUGUAGCCGCGCGUCAAGAAAAGGGAUUUGACAAGAGUGAGAUCGAGUUGAAGCGGCGAUUAUGGUGGGAUCUGGCAUCUUAUGACUGGUUAGUGGGUUUCCUCAGUGGGCCCCAGGAAUGGACAUACACGAUCCAACCUCAACACAUGAAUGUACGGCGACCAUUGAAUAUUGAAGAUGACUCGAUCGGGAACGAAACUGAGUUGCCAUUGUCGACCCCAACGUGUAUGUCCUACAGCCUGCAUCGUCUGAGAUUGGCCGAGGUAUGUCGGGAGAUUGUCGAUGCAGGAGCGCCCCAUCAUCUUCAGGGCGAGGAAAUCACAUACGAAAUUAUACUCGACUUGGAUCGCAAGCUUCAACAAGCGUACUCGGAGCUUCCGACGUUCUUUCGAUUUGAUACGUCGUCACGUCGCCAGUUUGCCAACAUUUACCGUGGGCGACCGGAGAUUGCGUGGCAACGUGCCUUGAUACAACAAGCCUACCAUUCACGUCUUUGCCGUCUACAUCGUCAAUACUUCAUUCGAGGUGCUAAAGAUCCGAAAUACUCUUAUUCGCACGUUGUGUCUCUCCAGUCCGCCCGGAAGGUCUUGGAAAUUAAGCGCAUAAUGGACGAGGAAGAACCUUUGUUCACUCCAAACAGCUCCUUUUUCUGGGCGGUCAUGCAUCAUGUGUUCAUGGCAGCGGUCAUCCUACUUAUCGAUGUUUGUUUCAACUGGGAUGAUAUCCUUGCUUGUAAAAGGAAAGAAGAGGUUCUUGAUGCCUGCCGACUGCUAAGCCGCGCGCAACAAUCUUCGGCGGUUGCCCGAAAAUGUAUCAACGCGAUGAUGGACAUUCUCCGUCGGCAUUGGAAACAAGAAAAGAGACCAGUCUCAUCCGGUGAGAUGCAAGCUCAAUUGACAUCAUCUCCUGGCCUUCCUUUCUCUGUCUUGCACGAUCAGUGUGCUAUACCGGCCGCCAAGAAUGUACAGGAUUCCAAGGGUUUCCAUUUCGCCGGUCCUGAACAGGUACAUAAUCUCGCUAUACAUGACCAGCCAAUUGAGUUCGUGAGUUCCGAGCUUGGAUUUGCCCCUUUGGAGGACUUGUGGGGUCAAAUGCUUGACGAAAGCGCUCAUAUCGCGCUGGACACGCCAGAGUGGAUGGAUCUAUUGACGGAGCUGACAAACGCGACUGCUCCCGACCGAGUGAAUGAUCCCGGAGCUAUUGAAUGA
This is a messenger RNA of Penicillium subrubescens, 2172 nucleotides long. Its product is annotated as transcription factor domain-containing protein. The transcript is spliced from 2 exons. Bases 1 to 2172 code for a protein of 723 amino acids. The record is from RefSeq and is a predicted model, not a curated record. NCBI's taxonomy places the organism in Eukaryota, Fungi, Ascomycota, Eurotiomycetes, Eurotiales, Aspergillaceae. Gene Ontology annotation, biological process: regulation of DNA-templated transcription. Gene Ontology annotation, molecular function: DNA-binding transcription factor activity, RNA polymerase II-specific; zinc ion binding.